GCCGCUGACCUCAUGUCCGCCCGCAGCCUGUCGCGCUUCCUGCCUUGCUGAGGGAGGGGACGGUGCUGACGGCUGGGAGGACGAAAGGAGAAAGAAAGCUUCGGGACGAUAAAAGAGAGAGGGGAACGGCCCGGGUUUCCACCGUCCGUCGGGAGAUAAACACCCCGGUUUUCUGUAGCUGCUGGAUUUGCCACCGAAUCGGCGCUGAAAAUGUCGACCAGUCGUCAGCUUAGCGAGAGCAGGGCCAUCCCGACCAGGACGGUGUUGAUCAACGACACAACGCAGCUACCUCAUGACUAUUGUACCACCCCCGGAGGCACUUUAUUCUCUACCACUCCUGGAGGAACCCGGAUCAUCUAUGACCGCAAGUUCCUACUGGACAGGCGUAACUCUCCCAUUGCCCAGACUCCCCCAGCUCACCUGCCUGUCAUCCCCGGAGUGACCAGCCAAAAUGUCCUGAGUGAGAACCAGAAGAACGAAGCCAAAAACCACAUCAACAACCAUGAUGGCAAGCCCACAACCGGUGAUGAUGCCCAGUUUGAAAUGGACAUCUAACCGACUGGAAUCACACCAGCAAAAGCAAAUGACCUGGCAUCACACGUGUCAGUGGCUUGGCUUGUAGAAAAACCAAUGUUGUGAGCCCUCAUGGCAGCCAUCUUCUUUAGCUCUCUGUCUCGCUGCUGGAUGUAAUGUGUGUAAACCAUGGGGAUGCAGUAUAUCAUACAUACAGGUACAUUGUGGCCAACUCUGGAAGCUAGGUUUAUUUGAAUAGAUGUCCAUGGUUAACAGUUACUGUACAAAAAUCAACAACCGCACGACAAGGAAGCGGGCAUGAAUAUUAUAUACUCAGACCCAUUGUCCAAUUAGUAGAUUGCAGUGCUCAUUUUACAGUUGUCUGAGUCAGGAUCCUUAACAGAGCACACUUUAAAACUGAUAAUACUAAUAAAAGUUAAUUGGGGGAGGAAGUGGUCAUCUUUGGCCUUUGAAUCAGUCAAAAGCUUUGAUAUUCAUCACACUCUUUGGUUUUGAAAGCCGUUGUAAGCAUGUUAUUUAAGUGAUGUUUUUAAUUUUCUUUUUGGUUUUUGGAACUACUUGAAAAGAUCCACAAUCUAUUAUCGGUUGUUUGGUCAGUUUAGCUUCCCCUUUUGCUAUGUAAAGGGAUGCUGUGUUUUUAGUUUCCAAUUAAGUGAAGAUUUCAUGCCAUUCCAAGAUUUUAGUUUCCAUUAUCAACACAAUCCAGUGUGAGUUUUCAAUAUUCAGGGGAAAACAUUUUUUUUUAAUAUAAAUUAAUCUUAGGCCGUGAUUUAAUUGUUUUGUAAUCAAUAAAUGAUUGUAUUUCCCACUGUUAUAUAAAGAUAAUUGUAAAUCCGGCAACUGAAAACGAAAAUUUAAAAUUAAAUUUCAGUAUAGUAAUAAUAUUAGGCCACUUGGUUUAUCACUAUCGUGAUCUUGCUACCAAUUUUAUUUACACAUUUCUCUUCUGCCACGACAAGUGAAUACACCAUCAAAGCUUACUUUGACUUAGCUGGUUUGUUGUGUUGGCAAGAGCUUUGUGUUCGUAAUUUGAUAAAUCUAAGAACAGAGGUGAUACUUGGCAACAUCUGUCAGGUGUUUUUGAAUAUCCAGACUAGAUAAAAAUUUAGAACAAUGUGGAAAUGAAUAAAAUGCCAGUGUUCAUUUUUUUGGGUGAAAUACAAGAAGAUUUUUGAAAAACUUGAAAUAAUCCAGAUGUUUUAUAUGCAUUUUAUUUUUUAAUACAGUUUCUUAGUAUUGAGGGUAUUUGUUUGAAAGUAAGCACAGUCAAGCCUUUGGAUUUGUCAGACAUGUCAAGGAACCAGAAAACAUAGUUUGCAUCAAGCUUGAUAGAUGCUUUCCCUUAAUCUACAAAUCUAUCCUCAGUGUCCUUAAUCCAUUUUACAUUACCUUAUACUUUUCAUGUGUCACGUCUACCCAUGCCUUACUUUACAUGAAAUGCAGUAACUAAAACCAGGUUCCUUGUCAUCAAUUUGUACUUUCCAACAGAAGUUUAUUUUUUCACUGUAACAUUGAACAGGUAACAUUGUACUUAGCAAUUGAGCAAAACAAAUACUUUUUUAUGUUUUUUUUUUUUUUUUUUCUACAUACUUUCCUUCCUCAAGCAGCUGUGAAGUUUGAAAGUGUGAAGGCAUGCACGUUAUUUUGGGAUUCUGAAGUCCACAUAGUGUGGUGGUGAAAAUAGUGCCACAUACAUGCUCAUUUAGUCCCCCCUUUUUUUUCCCUUUUUUUUUUUUUAACACCAGUCACCAUAGUCCUGUCUGCUAAUUGUACUCUGUCCAAGUAGCAGCUCUGAACUUGGCAAAUAAAUCACCAUGAAGUUUGUGUUUUUCAUCCAAAAUUCAUUCAUUCAAGUUUGUUUCUCUGUAUGACUGGAACCAACGAAUGACUGAAAUUAUAUCUGUCAAAAGAUUUUAUUUUAUGUUUUUCUUUAUGGCUUUGUAAUUAACUCUGGCCAUGUUUGGUGACAUCUACAUUAAGGGGUCGCUUGAACCCAAUUUGCAUUGCACAUUUUUGGUGAUAAAACUCUUUAUAUUACAGCAUCAUAAUCCAGAUUGCCGAUUUAUAUCAAAAAAGUUUGGUUUGACAGUGAGGGCUUAACAUUGUGUGUUGAACGAGAUGUGAAACGAACUUACUGUAACUUUCUGUUCUGGUUUUAAACAACUUUAUUUCAAUUGAAACUCCAAAGGCAGUGGACACUUUUGCUGCAAGAUCAAUAAAGUUCCGUAACAAAGAAAA
This is a messenger RNA of Xiphias gladius (swordfish), 2772 nucleotides long. It is a transcript of the gene eif4ebp2, whose product is annotated as eukaryotic translation initiation factor 4E binding protein 2. NCBI's taxonomy places the organism in Eukaryota, Metazoa, Chordata, Actinopteri, Istiophoriformes, Xiphiidae. Gene Ontology annotation, molecular function: eukaryotic initiation factor 4E binding. The coding region runs from base 211 to 555 and encodes 114 amino acids. The record is from RefSeq and is a predicted model, not a curated record. The transcript has 3 exons. Gene Ontology annotation, biological process: negative regulation of translational initiation. Gene Ontology annotation, cellular component: cytoplasm.